GUCAACAAAUGAAGAUUUUUUUCAGUUAUGACGGCAAAAUGAAGGCUAGUUUUUCGUAAAUAAAGAUUUUAAACUUUAAAUGCCUUAUGUAAAUAUUAAAUAAUAUAUCGAGAAAUUCUCACAUUAUUUUACGAAUUGAAUUGUCCGUAUAAAAGCAAAUAUGGAUAUAGUUAACGAUUCCAUUGAAGACCCAAACCAAAUUCAGGACUUGAGAUCAGCUAACUGUGACGACUGGUCUAAUGAUGAGGGCCCUAAUAACAAUUCAACUUUACUUUACAUUGCUGUGGAAUACAUUGAAAAACAGAAAUCCACAAACAUCAUCGAAACUUCUUCUCAGGCGACCCAAGAUACUUUUACGGACUUUGUGACCCCGCAAGUAAGUCCCUUGGACCCGAACAUGAGCUGUACAGCUCAAUAUAGUCCCGUACCAGUUCAAUAUGAAGAAAAUCCUGACAACCAAAUCAGUCCGAUUGUUAUUCAACAGUUUAUUACUGAGGAGAGUGACACAGGCCAGGAUUUUUCUACUAGCAAUACUUUGGACAGUAUUUCAAGCGAAAUACCGGCAGUUUUGUGCAAUAAUGAAUUAAGAGAGACUGAAAAUCAAUAUUUUGAAAUGGUUCAGGAUGACACGAUCAAUAUUUGUAAUGAUGGAGGGCUAGAACUUGUACCUGAGGCUGAACAAGGGGUUGAGUUAUUAAUUACUGACCAUACUACAGGCAUUUCCUAUAGUGUAAACUCUCAACAACUGAUGGUUGAGCAUUGUCUAGAGGAUAAUCAAAAUUUUUUGGAAACCAUUGCACCCGAACCAUUGUUAGAGUCUGAUUUGCUUGAGCUUGAUGAAAAUACUGAGCUAAAUAAUAGCUCAGAGAUUCCGAAUAUAGUGACAUCUUUAAAUGAAGAAACUAUGAAUACUUUGAUACAAUGUUUGUCGAAUAAAACUAUAGAAAUUAAUGACGCAAACCCUUGUAAGAUCAAUACCAGGAGUAGUAAUCAAAAUAAAGUUAACCCUGAAGAGGAAUUAUUGUCGUGUGUUUAUAGUAUAAUGGAUAAACCGGUAUUGUCCAGAGCUAGGGCAUCUUUACCUGAAUCAUAUUUAUGUAUCAACAGGGUCAAUGAAGAAAAUGGUGUUUUUGCUAAGAAACUGAUACCGAAAAAAACCCAGUUUGGACCUCUGGAAGGUUCCUUAUUCCCUGUUAGUGAGUGUGUGAAUAAUAAAGAUAAAAACCUUUGGUUUCAUAUAUCAAUCAACGGGAAUGAGUAUGUGGUUGAUGUUACUGAUGAAAGUUUAUCAAAUUGGAUGAUUUUCGUUCGUAAAGCUGAAACUUUCGAUGAACAUAACCUAAUUUUAACACAGGAUGGAAACGGACUGUACUUUACGACAAUUAGACAUGUCAAGCCCAAGGAAGAAUUAAAGUUUCACUACAGUCACAGCUACGCCCAACAAUUCAAUUUGGAACUUCUGAAACCCGUAAUAAAGGAUACCUGGCCGUGUUUCGAGUGUUCUGCGAAGUUCCCGACUUCGGAAGAACUGCAGAAACACCUAGACGUUCACGAUGAAGAGGGAGACGAAAACACGAGACCCAAGAGGAGGUACAGGAGAAGAAUGAUGGUGUUAAGGAAGUCCCAGAGCGAUAUAGUCGAAUGUAACAUGUGCCAGGAACCGUUUGGCUCCACUGUCAGUUUCAGUACUUUGAAGAACCACUUGUCCAGGAAGCACAAGUUCAGCGGCGUGAAGAUUGGCGAUUAUUUUUCGAUUUUUCCGAAUUAUGCUUGUAAUUACUGCGACAUGAGGUUCAGAAGGGAGAUCCUGCUGAACAUCCAUCGGCUGGAGCACGAUCCCGAGUUGUCUGUGGAUCAGAUGAACCACGUGUGCCCGCAGUGUUUGCGGAAAUUUCCUACUCGGAAGCAGCUAGUGUUGCACGUCACUACGCACGCCCUGCCCAAGAAAGUGACCAAUGAGGAGAGCGUGAAAUGUAACGUGUGCUACAAGUCGUUUGCCAGGAAGGAAAGUUUGCAAAAACAUAUGUUGGUUCACGGAUCCGAAGAGACCAAACCCCUGAAAUGCGACAAGUGCGAAAAACGUUUUUUAACUCGCUCGGCCCUAACAAGCCACGCAAAGAACCACCUCACGGACAGGAAAAACUUCCAGUGCCCCAUUUGCAACGAGAGCUUCUACCAGGUGAUGAAGCUGAAGCUCCACAUCCCCAAACACGCUCAAGACAACCAGUACACCUGUCCCUACUGCAAGAAAACCUUCAGGAAGUACAGCAUCAUCCGGAAGCACAUCAGGACGUUCCACAGGGAACCUAAGUUUCAUUGCGAACAUUGCACCAAAAUGUACUCAAGUCUCGAGCAUUUGAAGAAGCACAUGCUGAAACAUUCGGAUCACAAGGAGUUUUUGUGCGCGGACUGUGGCAAGCAGUUCAAGAGGAAGGAUAAGUUGGUGGAGCAUAUCAGGAACAAGCAUCCUGUGGGUAAGAAAAGUGUUGGGGGUGAAGUGCCCAUUCCGAAAAAGAAGAGAUCGACAGUUAAAUACGAACCAGGCGAUUACGAGAGGUAUAUUUACAAGUGUCACUCGUGCCGUGUGGGGUUCAAAAGACGUGGGAUGUUAGUGAACCAUCUCGCAAAAAAACAUCCCGAAGUGAACCCGGACACUGUUCCCGAGCUGAGCUUGCCCAUUUUGCAAACGACCAAGGAUUACUACUGCCAGUACUGCGAAAAAAUCUACAAGAGUAGUUCUAAGAGGAAAAUCCACAUUUUGAAGUGUCAUCCUGGUGCUGAGCUUCCUGUAAACGUUAGAAAACCGAAAGAUGAAAAUGAGGAGACAAAAACAGAGGAAACAUCCGCGACACAGGCAACGUCCUUCUCCCUUACGGUGGGCAGUGUCCCCAGGAUACCUAAGAACUGUCGGUGGUGUCACAAACAGUACGCCAGCAAGGCAAAAUUGAUACAGCACGCCAAGAAGGAACAUCCAGACAAAUCUGUCAAAGAACUGAUGCGAUCCCUAAAAGUGGCCAAACCUAAAGAUACUACAGCUCAACUUACUGAUGAUAACGUGACACUGCUAGAAAAAUCCAAAGAAAUCUUAGCCCAAAGUAAGGAGUAUGUUAACGUAGAAAACGUCGAUGUAAAAGAUUUCGCUUCGACAGAGUUAACUGUCACUGAUGACAUAUGUCUAACCAGGACGGCCAACUUAACUACCGACGGUACCAUUACGGUACCGCUGGAUUGUCUACACACUAGUGACAUGGAAACAUUCGGGCAACUGUCGAUCGAAGACGGUAUUUUGGAUAGAAGUGACUUAAGUCACAGUUCCCACCUUUAUCAUUUGUUAGAAGCGACCAAUAACGGAUUAUUACCGCCACCCUGACAGAUUACAAAACUUGAAGCAUAGUUAAAAAUCGUUAUUAUUCGUUAUAGAGCAAAUCAAAAGCUCUACUCUGUGAUAUUAUGAAUUUCUUUUAAGUUUAUACAUACGUACAUAAAACAGGAUUGUCAGGAUAUGCCUUAAAAAAUCGUUACCAUAGAAGACCUAACUCCACUAAUCUAUAGCGAUGAUUUAGAUGUUUUACUGCAUUUUUCUGGUUGCCCUCUGUGGUUGCCCUGGUUGGAAGAAGCACGUGGAUUUUUUGAUUUCGGCUCUGCGUUUGUUUUUCGCACGUGAA
This is a messenger RNA of Sitophilus oryzae (rice weevil), 3665 nucleotides long. Its product is annotated as PR domain zinc finger protein 10-like. Lineage: Eukaryota; Metazoa; Arthropoda; Insecta; Coleoptera; Curculionidae. The coding region runs from base 161 to 3370 and encodes 1069 amino acids. The record is from RefSeq and is a predicted model, not a curated record. Gene Ontology annotation, cellular component: nucleus. Gene Ontology annotation, molecular function: protein binding. The transcript has 14 exons.